UUUUUUUUAUUUUUUUUUCUUCUGCUUUUUUUGAACUUAUCCAUAUUUAGUAUUAACUUUAUGAGUUCACCAGAAGUAUCUAAAAAUUCUUCAUGUCCUACAGAGCCUGGGUUAUCUACAUCAGGUGGAUUUGAUCCAGGUUUAGAUUGGGCAUAUGUAAGAGAAUAUCCUAAAGAUAACUGGCAUGUUAUAGGCUGGAUGGCUUGCUUAGCUCUUUUAUUUAUAACCUGGAUUGUAUCGAUUACAACAGUGACAAAGCAUUUAAAAAAUUAUUAUGAGCCGCAACUACAGAGACAUAAAUUAAGAGUUUUAUUGUUUCCUCCAGUAUAUGCAACAUUAGCUUGGUUUUCAUAUUUAAGAUAUGAUUAUGCAACCACCAUUAUGUUUUUCGCUACUGUAUUUGAAGCAUUCGCUGUAUAUAAUCUUUAUUUUUCUUUGCAAGCUUAUCUAAAACCAUACAGAAUAGAAGCUGGUAACUUGAAAGAAGCUAAGGAUAUAAAAAUUAUGUUUAUUAUAAAACGUCACUUAAACUCAAUGUGGGGAAUGCAUUAUCGCAUAAUUACAGAUAUUCUUGUACUUCAAUAUCCUAUAUGGUCCCUUAUUGAUUCCUUUAUUUCAAUUUUUGCUGAAUUAAGAGGCCGUUACUGUGAUGGAAGUUAUAGUUUCAAAGGAGCUUAUGUAUAUUUGACAAUUAUCAAUUUUUACUCUCUCUCUAUUAUUCUUACAGCUCUAUUCACUUAUUUAGAUGUAUUUAGUCGAGAAUGGAAAAGAGGUCGUAUUCCUGCUCAUGGCAUGUUUUGGUGCGUUAAGGGCCCCAUCAUGAUUAUCUUUUAUAUAGGUGACGUACUUUUGACUAUUCUCACAACAUGUAAUGUGAUUAAGGGGACAGAUGGCACACAUGGCAGCAUUGCAUGGCCUGCAGAUGCUGUUAAGAAUGGUCUUUAUGUAAUUGUUAUAUGCGUUGUGAUGUUCUUUGAUAGUUUCCUGAUGCUUCGAUUCUUUGGUCCUAAAGAUAAUAUUGCUAAUGCAGUCAAAAUGGGCCAAACGAAGAAGAUGUCUUACUUUAGAGCAUUUAUAGAUGCAUACAUUGCUUAUAUCCCUGAAUUCCUUCUUAAUGUCUUAUGUUGUGGUGCUGAUUCAUUCCGAUUGAUGAGAAAGCGUAAGGCCUUAAAGAAAAAAAGGGAACAGCAAUUAGAACAUCAACAGUUUUCAGAUCCAAAUAAUUUCAAUAAUAACUUGACAGAGCAUUUAUUGGACAAUCCUAUGUCAGUACAGAAUGAAGACCCUAACUAUAAAAUGGAAGCAGUUAAUAUACCGCAACAUACAUCCUCUGCUACUAUGAUAUAUAAUUCUAACAACAACAACAAUAAUAAUCAUUCUACCAUUCCAUCUUCAAUACCUUCAAGUACUGAUCUUUACAGACCGCUACAGCCAGAGUCAGGAAUACAGAUGGAUAUCUAUCCUCAGCCUGGAUAUAUGUCUUCCAAACCUUAGACUACAUGAUCAUUCAAGGCAUUUGCUUUUUAGUUUCUAGUUUUAUUUUAUUUUAUUUUAUUUUAUUUUAUUUUAUUUUAUUUUAUUU
Molecule: messenger RNA, 1582 nt
Organism: Cokeromyces recurvatus
Lineage: Eukaryota; Fungi; Mucoromycota; Mucoromycetes; Mucorales; Mucoraceae
Product: organic solute transporter Ostalpha-domain-containing protein
Exons: 5
Coding region: 61-1494 (477 amino acids)
Biological process (GO): transport
Molecular function (GO): transporter activity
Source: RefSeq, a predicted model, not a curated record